GUCAAUAAAAACCGUUAAGUACGAGUUUGUACACUUUAAUUUUGAAUUUACAAUAGUUUUUACUUUUUAUUUUAGUUCAAAAAUAAUUCAAAAUUGAAUAGGCUUUUACUAUGGAAGAUUUCAAUGUUUUCACAAAUGAAAUUGAAUUAACAGGACCAGCUUACAAACGAAUACUAAAUAAAUAUGUUAAGGAUAUUCCAUUCACACCAAACGGACCAAAUUAUGAAAGUGGUAGGAAGCUGAUAGCCGAGGAAUGCUUAGCUGAUGGCAUGGAGACGGAGUGCGCCUUUCACUUUAGUGAAUCUGUGGCCUCAUCAGUGAGGACUCUUGCUGUUUACAGAGAUGAGCAAAUCAAAACUACUGAAAACAAAUUAAGCAAAAUAACAAUGUAUAUAGAACCUGUCAACAAUAUAAUCUCAUCAAAUACUAUUACCAAAGAAGAAGAGAGUCUGCUACAAUUAUUACCAAAUGAUUUAGAGGACCAAAAAGAAAGUUUAAAGAAGUUUGCACCUAAAGAAUUACCUUUCCAUAAGAAAUAUAUGAGAUUUAGCUCUGAUAACAAUGUGGCCAAUUUUGUUAAAAUAUUGAAACAACUUCCCAAAGAAUGGACAAUAAUACAACUCACAGCACACUAUAAUCCAAAUGAAAAUCUCAAGCCAUUCUCAGAAUACAGAAGUGAAAUAAGCUCUAUUUAUCUGACUCUGAUGACCAAUGACUAUUCAGAUCUGACGAGUUUUGGACCACUUACUGUGGAAAUACCAGCAAAUGUUACAAAAUUAGGAGAAAAGCCGCUGUUUGAGGAGCUAUAUUCCUUGCUGGUUGAAAAUUACAACACCAUUGAGAAAGCGCAACUGUUGAACAACAAACGGUUGAUAAAGAACUACUGGAAUAGACGGGAGGAUAUCGAUUUAAGGAUAAAGAGUGUAAUCAACGUAAUGUAUAAAGAGUGGCUCGGUGGAUGGUCAAGUCUCUUGACCGGCAAGUUAGAAGACUCGACACUGAGGGACCUGGUGGUUCAGUAUGUUGAUACUGUGAUAGCGGAUUGGGGGUUCAUUAAGUUGACAUCAAAGCAAAAAGUACUCCUCUACAAUCUCUUAGAGAGUAGCACACAAUUGUCGUCACAACAAAUCAAAUCUUGCGUAAGAAUGAUUCUCACCCAACAUGGCAACACCGAGGAUGUCAGACAAAUUUUGACCAACUGCGAAAGUUGCAGUAAAGACUUUAGAAUUUUGAACGAACUAUGUUUUGAGUGCUUAUCGCAAUGCUUCGAGAAAAUUCACCAUUUCUCUGUUGUCGAUGGUAUAAAAGCAUUUUUUGAGGCGGCAACAAAAAUCAAAGAUGGCGACGAGUUGACACAAUUGAAAAAGGCGAAACGGAAACCGGUGAUUUUUAUUGUGGACGAAUUGUUAGACACGUUUCCGUGGGAGACACUGCCCAUACUGCACCACCAGCCUGUCACUCGCAUAGAGAACAUCCAUUUCUUGUAUAAUCUGUAUAUGGAACAUCAAGACAAAAUCCUCGAUGGUUAUUUCACUUCAGAACCUGAUGUUGGCCGAUAUGUCAUAAAUCCUGACAAGAGUCUGGAGCGUAUGGAGGCUCGCAUGAGCUCGUUCAUCAAGUACUGGUGCGGCGCGUGGAGCGGACACAUCGGGGAGCCGCCGCCGCCCGACGACUUCCUGCGCUACCUAUCCGCCUCCGACAUCUUCUUGUAUUGCGGCCACGGCGACGGCUGCCAUUUCGCGAAGGGCGCGGCGAACGGUGCCGGCGUUGAGGGCGCCACCGGCCGCUCCGCAGCCCUGCUGUCGGGCUGCGGCUCUGUGCGCCUCAGCCGCGCACCCGGCAGGACUCCGCCCUCGGGCGCGCACCACAGCCUGCACAUCGCCGAGUGUCCAAUCGUGAUCGGCAUGCUGUGGGAGGUGACAGACCUGGAAGUGGACAAGGUGGUGAGCACCCUGCUGUCCCUGUAUGUGCCGUCCGAUGCGCCGGUGGACUGGAAGAGUGUGGGCAAAGCCAAGUGGAGUCAGGGGAUUAUUGACACGGAUGUGGAGCAGCGUGCCCCGGUGUCCCCGGAGCGCGACCUGCUGCUGGCUGUGAGCAAGGCGCGAGGCGCUACCAACUUCACCAUGAUCGCCAGCAGCCUGGUGGCGCGCGGCCUGCCCGUGCGCAUACGAGACCAGUAAAUAAUAAUAAGUUUUAGUUUUUAUUGUAAAUAAUAGAUAACCUUUUAAAAUAGGUAUAAGAUACUGAAAUAAAAACAAUACAAUGAUAUGUGACAA
Bicyclus anynana (squinting bush brown) is the source of this 2276-nucleotide messenger RNA. RefSeq names its product separin (gene Sse). NCBI's taxonomy places the organism in Eukaryota, Metazoa, Arthropoda, Insecta, Lepidoptera, Nymphalidae. Gene Ontology annotation, biological process: proteolysis; meiotic chromosome separation. The record is from RefSeq and is a predicted model, not a curated record. The coding region runs from base 111 to 2180 and encodes 689 amino acids. Gene Ontology annotation, cellular component: centrosome; mitotic spindle; nucleus. The transcript has 14 exons. Gene Ontology annotation, molecular function: cysteine-type endopeptidase activity.